AUGGAAGAUGAGAGCUACAACAAUUUGCCAAAUGGGGUCAGCACAGGAAGCCCUGAAAGCCCUUGCUUAAAGAUAUCAAGCAGCAGCAGCAGCAGCAACAACAAUAGCAAUAACAAAGAACAAGAUCGCUUUCUGCCUAUAGCCAAUGUGGGAAGAAUCAUGAAGAAAGUGAUGCCUGCGAAUGGAAAAAUCUCAAAGGACGCUAAAGAGACAGUUCAGGAAUGUGUAUCAGAGUUCAUCAGCUUCGUCACGGGGGAAGCCUCUGAUAAAUGCCAAAGAGAGAAGAGGAAGACCAUCAAUGGGGAUGAUAUCAUAUGGGCAAUCACGACCCUAGGGUUUGAGGAUUACGUGGGCCCUUUAAAAUGUUAUCUCCAGAAGUACAGAGACAUAGAAGGAGAGAAGCUUAAUAUUCCAAAACAACAACGUUCUGAACAUAGGCUACACCACCACCAUCACCACCAAGACCAAACAAAUAAUAGUAAUAACAAUAAUAAUUUACCUUUAAGUAGUGUAUAUUCUUCCGCAAAUCGAAUUUCUCAGCCUCCCUAUGUGCCCACUGGCCAGCCAUAUUCCCUGCCUUUCUCUCCUAAUUCUAUCAAACAGGACCAGAUAGAUUCCGUGGGGCACUGGUAAAACCCAUAUAGUCCUAUUUUCGAGGAAAUUUUCAAUCUGCUUGUUAUAGAUAGGUAUACAUGUAUGAAAUAUUUUGUUACGUUUACGUGAAUUAAUACUUGAACAAAAACAAG
Molecule: messenger RNA, 746 nt
Organism: Prosopis cineraria
Lineage: Eukaryota; Viridiplantae; Streptophyta; Magnoliopsida; Fabales; Fabaceae
Product: nuclear transcription factor Y subunit B-3-like
Exons: 1
Coding region: 1-633 (210 amino acids)
Biological process (GO): regulation of transcription by RNA polymerase II
Cellular component (GO): nucleus; CCAAT-binding factor complex
Molecular function (GO): DNA-binding transcription activator activity, RNA polymerase II-specific; protein heterodimerization activity; RNA polymerase II cis-regulatory region sequence-specific DNA binding
Source: RefSeq, a predicted model, not a curated record